GCCAGUGUGUUUGUGCGCGUGUGUGUGUGUUGUACUACAAGUUGGAACGGUGCGGGCUAGGCCAGCCACACCGCACUUCCUCGCUCCACUACUUGCCUCCACUCCGUUCAAUUCACUCAGCAGCGGAGGACGACAUGGACAAGACAGGUGGAAGAGGUGACUUCGAAUGGGUCUAUAACGACCAGCCACACACGGCCAGGAGGAAAGAGAUACUGGCCAAGUACCCAGAGAUCAAGUCCCUGAUGGGUCCGGACCCCCGCCUGAAGUGGGUGGUGUCGGGCAUGGUGCUGUCCCAGCUCCUGGCCUGCUACCUGGUGCGCGAUCUCCCCUGGAAGUGGAUCUUGUUCUGGGCCUACGCCUUCGGCGGUUGCAUCAACCACUCGUUGACGCUGGCCAUCCACGACAUUUCGCACAACGUGGCGUUUGGCAAUAAGCUGGCCAAGUGGAACCGCUGGUUCGCCAUGUGGGCCAACCUGCCCAUCGGCGUGCCCUACUCGGCCUCCUUUAAGAAGUACCACAUCGACCACCACCGCUACCUGGGCGGGGACAAGCUGGACGUGGACAUUCCCACGGACUUUGAGGGCUGGUUCUUCUGCACCCCGACCAGGAAGCUGGUGUGGCUCUUCCUGCAGCCGUUCUUCUAUACCCUGCGCCCGCUGCUGGUCAACCCGAAACCCGUUUGUAAACUGGAGGUCCAGAACUUUGCGGUGCAGCUGGCGGCGGACGGCGUCCUCUACUAUCUGUGGGGACUCAAGCCGGUGGUUUAUCUCGUCGCCGGAUCCAUCUUGUGCAUGGGACUGCACCCCAUCUCUGGACAUUUCAUCGCCGAGCACUACAUGUUCAUGAAAGGGCACGAGACGUACUCCUACUACGGAGCGCUCAACUUGAUCACCUUCAAUGUUGGCUAUCACAUGGAGCACCACGACUUCCCAAGCAUACCUGGCAGUAAGCUACCUCAGGUGAAGCAGAUUGCGGCCGAGUAUUAUGAUUCCCUGCCUCAGCACACGUCGUGGAUGCGCGUGCUGUGGGACUUCGUUUUCGACGACACCAUCGGUCCGUACGCCCGAAUCAAGCGUGAAUACAAGCCGAGCAAGCUGGAGUAGAGCAGACGUGUCACUCGUCCCAGGAAGGGCCACCGCCACGACGCCACAAUGUGAAUUUCACACCGCAGUCCGCGUGACGUUCACCUUCAAUUGUCAUGUCCUUCUUCCACUUGUUUCUGUCAUGCAAUAGAGUUGGCCUGUGAUGCAUGCCAUUCGAGACUACAAUCGAUAGCAUUCAAGAGUGAACAUUAUUUUUUUGUAAGGUCUACAUUUUCAUCUUUUUUUUGUUUGCAUGAGUACUGUUGUGUGGUUCCUUGUGUCGCCUCUCAGUGUGAUGUCAGGCCUUACCUUUGUAGACCUUUUUAGAAUGUUUGGAAACAAUGGGCGCCAACGUACUGUCUUGAACUGAAAACGACGACAAAAAACCUGUUUGGGAUUGCACUGCAAUUUGUUGAUUAAAAAAAAAAAAGACAACCCUAUAACCGAACCGAAAUGAAUCCAGCAGAACCUAAAUGGAGUGGAUAAUUGCAAAUGUAAAUGUAGUUGCCACGACAUUCUUUGACAUUGAAUCAAAUGCUUCCUUGGGUUGUCGGGACGUGAUUUAUCAAAACAACGGCUGGCAUAGUAGUCAUCAUCAGCUCUCCAGUGUGCUUUCCAUUUCAGCGUUAAAACAAACAAACAAAAAACACGUCCAAGCCAUUAAUCUAAGCAAGACCAAAGAAUUAGCCACUCCUGCAAUAGUGACAUUAAGUUUCGCACGUUUAGUUUGAAAUCGGUUCAAUUAAAAUGAAUAUUACAGCCAGCGUUCUGUCUCCCUUUUCUCACAUAACAUCUUUCCCACUGACACUCACAAUAAAUGUGUGAGGGAAGAGAAGGAUAAAAUAGAGGUUCAAGACAUUUACACUGUUUCUCAAUAUCUGCACCUUGGUCAAUAGAAAUGUUUGUUUACUAACUGCUGACAUCUGAGCUUCUGCUGCCCGGACGGACUUUUGCUGCUCACAGUAGUAAAACGAGCACUGAAAUGCAAGCGCUUGGUCCCACUGGUGUCAUUUCGGCUUUUUUUUUUUAAGGCUCACCAUGAUUACUCUGUUUCAAUGACGAUGCUGAACUUUACUUACCUCAACUAGAAGUUCAGAGACUGGAGUCGCCAGUGAAAGCAUGAUAUGAGUCAGAAGCCGAGUUCAGAGUCCCGAAACGUUUCAUGAUGACUUAAUAUGUUAGCGCGAAUGGAUUGUGCUCGCAAUCAAAACAGUUGGGCUGGAUCAGACCUGCUGCGGGCCUACGUGUACUGUAGGAUACUAUACUAUAUUAUACCUACAUAGAUUUUGUGAUGUUGUUGUUUCUAUUUAAAUAUAUAAAGAAAAUAAACAUAUCUUUAUAAAAAGAUUACUGAUAAAAA
Molecule: messenger RNA, 2442 nt
Organism: Hippocampus zosterae (dwarf seahorse)
Lineage: Eukaryota; Metazoa; Chordata; Actinopteri; Syngnathiformes; Syngnathidae
Gene: degs2
Product: delta(4)-desaturase, sphingolipid 2
Exons: 3
Coding region: 135-1103 (322 amino acids)
Biological process (GO): ceramide biosynthetic process; sphinganine metabolic process
Cellular component (GO): membrane
Molecular function (GO): sphingolipid delta-4 desaturase activity
Source: RefSeq, a predicted model, not a curated record